AUGUCUCUCGCCGAUCCAGUAGCUUUCAUGAAGGAUUUCCUCGCCGGAGGAAUUUCCGCAGCCAUUUCGAAAACAUGCGUCGCUCCGAUCGAGAGAGUCAAGCUACUUCUGCAAGUCCAGCACAUCUCCAAGCAGAUCUCAGAGGAACAGAGAUACAAGGGUAUGGUAGACUGCUUCGUCCGCAUCCCCAAAGAGCAGGGUGUCUUGGCGUACUGGCGCGGUAAUACCGCCAACGUUAUCCGGUACUUUCCCACGCAGGCCCUCAACUUCGCCUUCAAGGACAAGUACAAGCAGAUCUUCCUGAGCGGCGUCGACAAGAAGACGCAGUUCUGGCGGUACUUCCUGGGUAACUUGGCGUCCGGUGGUGCUGCCGGGGCCACGUCUCUUUGCUUCGUCUAUCCUCUCGAUUUCGCCAGAACCAGGUUGGCAGCUGAUGUAGGAAAAGGCGCUGGCGAACGCGAGUUCAGCGGCCUGGGCAACUGUCUCACCAAGAUCUUCAAGGCCGACGGUCUGGGAGGCCUCUACCGAGGAUUCGGCGUGUCCGUCCAGGGCAUCAUAAUUUACAGAGCCGCCUUCUUCGGCUUCUACGACACCGCCAAGGGUAUCCUGCCCGACCCCAAGAACACGCCGCUGCUCAUCUCGUGGGCCAUUGCUCAGACUGUUACCACCAUUGCCGGCAUCAUCUCCUAUCCCUUCGACACGGUGCGUAGGCGCAUGAUGAUGCAGUCCGGCCGCAAGAAGACCGAAAUCAUCUACAAGAGCACGGCGCAUUGCUGGGCCACCAUCGCCAAGAGCGAAGGCGCGGGAGCCUUCUUCAAGGGGGCCUUCUCCAACGUACUGCGUGGUACCGGUGGUGCCAUAGUCCUGGUCAUGUACGACGAGAUCAAGAACGUCAUCAUGUAA
Messenger RNA from Phaedon cochleariae (mustard beetle), 903 nucleotides. The record is from the annotation of a GenBank genome assembly. NCBI's taxonomy places the organism in Eukaryota, Metazoa, Arthropoda, Insecta, Coleoptera, Chrysomelidae.